Molecule: messenger RNA, 228 nt
Organism: Linum tenue
Lineage: Eukaryota; Viridiplantae; Streptophyta; Magnoliopsida; Malpighiales; Linaceae
Source: the annotation of a GenBank genome assembly
AUGAACCAAGCACCCAACCCGUGGCACGUGUCGUUCUCGAAUGCGAGGGCACUUCAGAACACUUGCCUCAAAACAUGGGGAGGGAGAUCAGAGAACGCGAAGGCAGCUCAAGAUACUCUGCUUGUGAGAGCAAAGGCCAACUCUCUUGCUCAGCUGGGGAAGUACACUGGUGAAGGAGAGUCCGAAGAAUCCAAGGAAGGGAUGUUUGUCAAGGGUUAUGUCUACUAA